Messenger RNA from Girardinichthys multiradiatus, 8352 nucleotides. RefSeq names its product sema domain, transmembrane domain (TM), and cytoplasmic domain, (semaphorin) 6A (gene sema6a). The record is from RefSeq and is a predicted model, not a curated record. NCBI's taxonomy places the organism in Eukaryota, Metazoa, Chordata, Actinopteri, Cyprinodontiformes, Goodeidae. The coding region runs from base 1404 to 4445 and encodes 1013 amino acids. Gene Ontology annotation, molecular function: semaphorin receptor binding; chemorepellent activity. Gene Ontology annotation, biological process: positive regulation of neuron migration; axon guidance; neural crest cell migration. The transcript is spliced from 20 exons.
UUUCGUUUAAUUCGUGCAGAAUUUGCACAAUUACUGAUGUUUGCUUAGGCAUAGGCAAUAUUCCUCCACCAGUGUAAACCCCACUCAUUCACAUAUUACACAGAGCAUUUAAUGGGCCCAGACAAAACUACUGCAAAUUAUACUACCCAUGGAUAUACUGAGCAGUCAGAAAAGGACAAAGCUGGUUUUGGAAAAUGGAAAAUGAAUGAUGUAAACAGAUGGAUGGGUAGUUUGUAGAACCAGAUUUUGCAGCAACAGCUUGAUGUAAACAUUUCCUAUACAGUUUUCCUUUCCUUACAGCUGAACUAAAUGUAAUUGAAUAGUUAAUAGCACAGAGGAGAGCAACACCAGCCCUUCAUGACAACAGUCAAUAAUGUUCACUGAGGACAAACACAAUAAAGCCGAAAACUUAAUUCCCUUGCGGUCCUCCAGACACAAAAACCCAAUAGAAACAUAACGCAAUUCAAAAAUACUUUAAUAAUCCCCAAUGGAAAUUAAAUAUAACUCAUACAAAUUUCAGAAUAAAACCAAAUGAAAGGAUUUCUUCUGUUUUGUUUCGUCAUCCUUGUUUCAAAUCAUCAAACAAAUGUAGUUUAUAAAUGUUUUCAUUUAUUAAGGGAAAAAUGCUAUUCAAACCCUCUUAACUGUCCCUCUUGUUAAAUUAUGAGUUAACUGUGAUUAACCACAUUAUUUUGGCUGCUUUACUUGCCUCACCCAGGCCUGAUUGUGUCACAGUGUGUCUCUUGGUUGUGUAUUUGUUUACGUUUUAGUUAGGUGGUUGCUGUCCAGUAUGAUUAGUCUUUGAGUUCCCAUUCUCGUGUCUUAUUUUUUAGGUUAUGUUCAGUUUAUUGUAUGUGGUUUUGAUUCUGUAAUUAGUUACGUUUAGUCAGGUGUUUUUUCUGUUACUGUUUGGUUAGUCCUUAAGUCCUCGUUUCUGGGUUCUGUUUCCUAGGUUCUCUUCUGUUGACUGUGUUUGUAUUAUUAUUAUUAAUUAUAGAUCUGUUCCCCCCGUGUUCUGGUCCCUGGGUGUGUUUACAGUUUUGUUCUUCGUCUAGCUCCUCCAUGUCCUCAUUUGUCCCUAUCUGGUUCACCUGUUCUCUCUGCUUCCCUGCCUCCUUGUCUCACCUGUUCCCUGUUCCUCUGAUUACCUGCCCUGUUAUUUCAUGUCCACCUUGUCUGUAUUUAAGUUUGCCUUCGUCCUUUGUUCCACGCGGUGUCUUUACGUCUCUUCCAUGUCCUUGUGAUAUGUCUCUUUGGAUUUCGUUCUUGCUCUGGAUCCUGUUUAGUUCUAGUUUGAAAUUGCCUUUUAAUCAGGAUUAUCCUGUCAUCCAGCACCUCGCCUGCAUGCGAAGCCACAUUUUUAGCAGAGGACCAGCAGCAGCAGCGGCGGUGUUGGAGUGACCAUGAGGUCAGAGGCCUUAGUACUCUACUUCACGCUACUGCAAAUAGCCGGGGCGGGAUUCCCUGAGGACAGUGAGCCUAUUAGCAUCUCACAUGGCAACUACACUAAACAGUAUCCAGCAUUCGUGGGCCACAAACCUGGGAGAAACAACACGCAGCGGCACAAACUGGACAUCCAGCUCAUCGUGAUCAUGAAUAGGACAUUAUACAUCGCUGCCAGGGAUCAUAUAUACACGGUGGACACAGAGACUGCCAACAGUGACGAGAUCUUUUUCAGUAAGAAAAUUACCUGGAAGUCCAGGCAGGCAGACGUGGAUACUUGCAGAAUGAAAGGAAAGCAUAAGGAUGAGUGUCACAACUUCAUCAAAGUCCUCCUGCAGCAAAACGAUGACACCCUGUUUGUUUGUGGAACAAACGCCUUCAAUCCGUCCUGUCGAACCUACAAGAUGGACUCCUUGGAGGCUCUGGGAGAGGAGAUCAGCGGGAUGGCCCGGUGUCCGUACGAUGCCAAGCACGCCAAUGUUGCACUGUUUGCUGAUGGUAAGCUGUACUCAGCCACCGUAACAGACUUCCUAGCGAUCGAUGCGGUCAUCUAUCGUAGUCUUGGCGACAGUCCGACUCUUCGCACUGUCAAACAUGACUCCAAGUGGCUAAAAGAGCCGUACUUUGUCCAGGCAGUCGAUUACGGAGACUUCAUCUAUUUCUUCUUUCGGGAAAUUGCAAUGGAGUACAACACAAUGGGAAAGGUGGUGUUCCCCCGGGUGGCGAGGGUUUGCAAAAACGAUCGCGGAGGCUCACCCCGCGUCCUGGAGAAGCAGUGGACAUCGUUUCUAAAGUCCCGCCUGAACUGCUCCAUCCCUGGGGACUCCCACUUCUACUUCAACAUCCUGCAGGCCGUGACGGACGUCAUCCACAUCAAUGGGCGGGAUGUGGUGAUGGCCACUUUCUCCACGCCUUACAACAGUAUUCCAGGUUCGGCAGUGUGUGCCUACGACAUGGCAGAGGUGGCCCACACGUUCACUGGGCGUUUCAAAGAGCAGAAAUCCCCGGACUCCACCUGGACGCCUUUUCCUGAAGAGAGGGUUCCCAAGCCGAGACCUGGCAGCUGUGCCGGCACUCCAUCCAUGGAGAGGUACAAGGUAUCCAAUGAGUUCCCUGAUGACACACUCAACUUCAUCAAGAUGCAUCCCCUGAUGGAUGAGGCUGUGCCCUCUAUUGCUCACAGGCCCUGGUUUCUUAAGACCAUGGUGCGGUACCGUCUGACACGCAUCGUGGUGGACAAUGAGGCAGGCCCCCACAGGAACCACACGGUCGUGUUCCUAGGAUCUGAGAAGGGCAUCAUCCUGAAAUUCCUGGCCAUAAUGAACAAAGGCUUCCUCAAUGACAGCCUGUUCCUUGAGGAGCUCAAUGUCUACAACCCGGACAAGUGCAGUAUAGAUGGCCUGGAAGACAAGCGCAUCAUCGGUAUUGAGAUAGACAGCAAGAGUAACACUCUGUGGGUGGCCUUCACCUCCUGUGUGGUCAAGGUGCCACUGUCUCGCUGUGAAAGGCACGGACGAUGCAAGAAGUCCUGUAUAGCCUCUAGGGACCCGUAUUGCGGUUGGGUGUCAGAAGGUGCCUGCCGACCGGUGACUAUCAAUACCAAAUCAGCCUUCGAGCAGGACGUGGAGCAUGGUAACACAGAUGGCCUGGGAGACUGCCAAAAUACAUUUGUGGCACUGAAUGACAUCCCUUCUGGUUAUGAAGGCCACCACCACCACCACCACCACCACACCCUUUCACUUCCCACCUCCGCCCUCCCUGAAGCAGCGGAGGGGCCUCUGUGGCGGAAGGACCCCCCUAUGAGUUCAGACAAAGGGGAGGACCCCUACGUGGCGGUGCCCUCUCAGACUCAACCUGAAGCCAAUGGUGUGAUCCGUGAGAGCUACCAGAAGGGUCGGGACCAGCUCGUUCCUGUGACCCUGUUGGCCAUAGCUGUCAUCUUGGCAUUUGCCAUGGGUGCCAUCUUCUCAGGUCUCAUUGUCUACUGCGUCUGUGACCACCGGCGGCGAGAUCUGGACCUGACGGGUCGCAAAGAGAAGGAGAGUCUCCACCUUCACUCCCGCCGUGGGUCGAUGAACAGUGUGACCAAGCUGACUGGUCUGUUUGAGACCCAGGCCAAAGAUGGCCGCCCGGAGGCAAUCCUCACCCCUUUGAUGCACAAUGGGCGACUAACGUCGAAUGCCAAGAUGCUGAUAAAAGCUGACCAGCACCACCUGGACCUUGCUGCUCUGCCAACGCCUGAAUCCACGCCAAUGCAACCACGCCGUAAACCCAGCCGUGGAAGCCGUGAGUGGGAAAGAAACCAGAACCUCAUCAAUGCUUGUACCAAGGACAUGCCGCCUAUAGGGUCACCUGUCAUCUCCACAGACCUGCCCCUGAGGGCUUCACCUGGGCACAUCCCCAGCGUGGUCGUUUUGCCUCUGCCACAACAUCAGCACCAGCUUCAACCUCAUCUGCAACAGUCCUACCAACAUGAGUACGUGGAGCAGCCCCAUCACAGCGACCUGAGUAUGGCCCACGGCGUCAUGGAUGACCAAGGCGCCACCUUGGAAUACAAGACAGGAAAGAGCCACAUGAUGGAUCCUGAUGGGAUGCUGCCACCUCGUGUUCCCCAGCGUGAGGCGUCCCUCACCGUCCCUCCCGCUGUCCCACAGAUGGGCAAACGUCUGGAGGUCCACUCAUCGGUAUACGGCCUCCGGAAAGGAUCGGCGUCUUCUGCUUCUGGAUCUUCGGCCCUCAGGAAGCACAACACCAACUCAUCCAACUCCUCCCAUUUGUCGAGACAUCACAGCUUCCGUGUGGAGACCCCGCCUCCCGCACCCCAGAGGGUGGACUCCAUACAAAUGACAACGCAAGGCAUAUCGCUGUCUCGGCAGCCUGGAAUGAUCACUUACGGCUCGCUGCCUCGAACAGGGAGCAAACACCUCAAACCUGACGUCCCCCCGAAGCCCUCUGUAGUCUCUCUCUCAACGAAAACAAAGUCCAGUGACUCCGGCACAUAGUCAGCUCAUAACCCCAUUAAACCAGACUGAACGGGCAGAAGCGAAAGGUGUUUUCAGACAGAAAUAAGAAACAGGGAAUAUUGUACAACCUUCAUUUGUUUCAGUGCAUUUGUUUGUUUUUGGUGGAAAUUCACAGAUUUUUUUUGAAUAGAACAAUUUGCUUUUAUAUAAAUAUGUAAAUAUCCAGUGGAUGUUGUCUGUCGUUGAGCUCAGAUCAGCUCCCAGUUUAUCUGUAAACACAAAGAGGAAGUACUGCUGAAAGAGGAAGUGAAGCCAGUCCCGAUUUUUCACAUAUUGGCACCCUGUAGCAUUCAAGAUGGUGGCUAUCCUGUUUGUAGCCUCUGGGAUUUGACUUUAAAUACAUUAUUGUGCCGAUUGAAGUGCAUAGUGAGUGUGCAGGGGUCAGUAGAUAGAGAAUAAUCAAUGUACAGAAGCACUCAGAGAGACUGGCUUCAGACUGAGUCCUUUUGGAAACUGUGAAAAGAGUCUCAGUGUUACAGCAAUCAAGACCUGCUUGGGUUCUGCUCAAAGCCCAGCUGGAAGAAUCUUCUACUGUACUGAACAAUACGUGACUGUUAAUACUAAUAGCCUGUUGUAUUUAUUUUUAUUAAGUGCUUUAAAAGAACAAACUGACUUUCUAGGCUUUGACAGAGAGAGAAGACAAAGAAGACGUCUUUUAAUAGUAAUUAAUCAAGUGAGGAAAACAAAAUAUUUAAAGUCAUUAAACUGGAGCCAGUAGAACUUUUCUUGUAGACUUAAAAAAAGGUCUUACUGCGUGCUCAGUGGGACCUGCAGCUUCAUAUACGACAAAGAGGAGGAGAUAUUUAUUUAAACUGUGCCAGACCAGAAUUUUACCUUUACAGACCAGAGAUUCCAUUGUUUUUGACCAAUUGAGAAGAAAAAAAGAUUUAUAAAAAUCUUCCCUUUUCACUCCUCUGACGAGCACCCCAAACCCCUCCUUCUCCAAUCAGCACUGUGGUUUUUUUUUCGUCUGAGUCCAAAACAUUCGUCCUGAUUAGCUCACUGUUGCAUGUUACACAUAAAAAAGAAGCACUGCAACAACAGUACAGGAAUCAGCAUUCAAAAUGAAGCUAAACGUUGGGACAGAGAGACGUCGAUCCAUCGCGGCGUCACAUGGACAAGCAGGCAGAAAAAAUACUGAAAAAAACGAAAGCAACUUAAAAAAAACUUUUUUUAUCGUCUGCUUAUUUUUCCACAUGUAAAUUUGUGCCUUACACCCUAAAGUAGUGACAAUGCUUUUCUUCAAUAGUAACUUUGUGUCUGUGUUGUAUUCCUUUUUAUUUUGAUUUUCUUAUGUCAUAUUUCUCUUGUUUGAUAAAAAUGCAGUUAAAGAAUGUAGGUGUUAUUGUUGUAAUUCUGGUCCCUUAGACAUUAACACAGUUAACAGGUCAGACAGAGAAGAGGAAGGAGAGAUCAGUUUAUGCUUUUCUUACCCUUUCUGCACACAUACACACAUAUUUGUGGUUCACUUCUGACUGUGCCAUUAACACGCUUCAAGCAGCCCUUCAUGUCAUGUUGGCAUUGUCUACAAUUUCAUUUUUUUAAUACACGUUAAACAUCCUGGUGUUUGUUUAUACUUGUUUAUGUUGUUUGGUGUGAUUACCAGAACAUUUAAGAUUUGUUACUCGUUGAGAAGACCAAGGUAGCUUUCUGGUGCAUUGUAAUAAUAAUGCAAUAACAGCAUCACAACAAGCUAUUGGUAUGAGAUACAACGGGCCCCCAGUGAGCCAACACAGCUCACUGCUCCUUAUAAGCAUUAAUUUCUUAGGCAGUUUCAUAAACAGGCUGGUUCCUGUGAGAAAAGCUUGGAUUUUAAAACAAUAGUGCAAACGUUUCUCUAUUUAACCCCGUUUUUUGUAAGAAAACUAUUUGAAAAAUCCUACUGUUGCUUUUUUAUUUUGCUUCACUGACUCUUCUUAUACAAGGCCUGAGAGUAUGACUUAUAUGACCUCUGCUGUUUCCUUUGAUCACCCCUCACCGAAACACUUAAAUCAGUGGAGCACUGUCCUAGAGUUGUAUGUGUAGAUAGGUCAAACUUUUCUUCACCAAAUCUUUUUUCCUGUUUCUCAAUGGAGGAAAGCCAACAAUGUCUCUAUACACAGCUAAAUUAAGAGAAAUAUUUAGAGUCUAUGAAUGGGUUUAUUUUUUUUUCAUGUGUUGUCUAUAUGCUUGCAGGAUUUGGUUGCAAAAUUAGGUGACAAUAUCUUUAAAGCAUGAGCCAGAACAAAGUUUCUAUAUCAAAACAUGUUUACGGUUUUUCCAGGAAAUACAGUGUCAGGCCACAUUUUUGGCACCCCUGUUUAAAACCAAAAUCAUGUGUAAAAAGGAACCUUUAAAUUAAAUAAGAUUUUAUUGCAAUAGCACGAUCUCACAUGGCACAAAAAACAAUCACCAGGGCUAAUACUGUGUACAACCUCCUUUUGCCACUAGUCUUCUAUAACGUUUAACAAAGUUGGAGCAUACAGAGACAGAGUCUCUGACCAUUCCUCUUCCCACAGUAUCCUAAGAUCAUCCAGAGUCCUAGGUCUUCUCUUAUCGAUGCGACACAGGUCCAAUUUUGUGUCUGUUGGACCAUUUCUGUGUUGAUUUGGCCUCAUGUCUUGGACCUUUAUCCUGCAUAACAAAUUCAGGUAAUUUCCACUAUAUUUUUAUGUAACGUGUUGUUUUAAAUUGUUUUAAAAUGUAACUUGCCCACAGCAUCAAACAUCUUCCAGUUUCCCUAACAGUGGACAUGAGGUACUUUUCUCUUUGCUAUUCUGUAAGAGUGAGCUUUGAAUAUGUAUUUUUUACCCCCCUUCCUUCCAGCCUACCAUAAUGGCAAGAUAAAUAUGGGUUACCAUCCUGCAUUGUUUGUCACAGUUCCAGUUGUUUUAAGCUUUUCAAGCAUGUCUAUGUCUGCAAAGAUAGAAAGGUUAGGCAAGUAAUUCUUGUGACUUAAGAUCAAUACACAUUUGCAUUUCUUGAAAGGCAUGUUCUCUUGUCUUUCCCUUUUUUGAAGGACUCUGUGUAAAAUCAUAUUACUUGUCCGCAGAAACCUAAAGUCAUGGAUGCUCAUGAAAGUAAAACACACAUAAGAAAUACCAAUAAUUGUGCCACUGGUGAUUUUGUUACAAGCAAUUAUUUCCAAAAAUUUAAUUUUUUUUACCACUGAAUUGUGCUGAAAUUAAAGGUUGGAUUUUUCAGAAUUGUUUUAUUAUGAGGUCAUGUUACUACAAUAGAAUAUGAUUUUUUUUUCAAAUACUUUUACACAUUACCAGCUGUGGCAAUGAAUGUGUGUAAGUGGCCCAAGUAUGAAAGGUUUCAUCCCCAACAGUAAUUGGAUACAUGCACAUCGCAUUUUCCCCCAAACUCCAAAUGUGGUAACAAGCGUUUUUCGCAAGCCUAGAAUAUAAAACUGACAACUGGUUCAUAGGUGUUCUGAUUCAUGAAUCUUCAUGUCCACACAGGUCGAGGAUAUCACAUCCUUUCUAGUUGGGAGGGUUAAAAGUCCACUUUUGCGUAGACAGAGGAAUCUGUGGGUGUGUUUAUUGUGAGCAUCAAGCAUUUAGAUGUCAGAGCAGGACUCGAGGAUUUUUCUACAGGCUGGAUUAGGACUGACUGUGUCGGCUGCUGUGGACAGUGAGGUUCUUUAGUGUGUGCCUUUUUUGUCUUUCACCCUUGUUAUAAUUCACUGCUGUUAGAUGCAAAUCAACUCUUGUUGACUUUCUAAACUUUUGAACUUUGUAAGCUUGUAAGAUAUUGUGACGUCACAAAGUUUUUUGCCCUACUCUCUCCACUUCCUUAACAUCUGAUUCACAGCUUAAUGUAUGUUGUAAAGGAAAAAAAAACUCUUUAAUUUAAUGCAAAAUGUAAUGAAAAAAAGGAAAUAAAAUUCUUGUCAUGAAGA